CUUCCUUUCUCUCCCCUAACCCAAGACCACCGAAGAAUCAGCCAUGGCUCCAGCCAGAGACAGUUCAGCCCCUUCAACCCCCGCCGGAUCGCCGAAGCGGCGAGCUGUCGGCUUGCUGGAGACCAUGUCCUCUCUCUGGGCCCUCUGCGCCAAGCACGCUGUCCGAGCCUCCAGAAAGGUCCGUCUCGAGUCGCCCAGCCCCCGAGCCGCGCUGGCUCGGCCGAAGCAGCUUCUGGCGACGAUAAGCAACAAGGCGAUUCCCUUCAGGCACAGGAAGAAAGCCGACGCAUCCGCCGAGGAGGAGGACGAGUUCGAUCUCCAACUCGACAAGGAAUUCGGCGAGGAACGGGUGUGGCAGAGGACGAUCUUGAUGGGGGACAAAUGCCAGCCGUUGAAUUUCUCCGGCGUGAUCUAUUACGACAGCAACGGGAAACAGGUCACCGAGUUGCCGGCGAGAUCGCCUCGCGCUAGUCCGCUCCCGCGAUACCUUUACACCGCAGCGAACCGCGCGGAGUAGUUCUAGGGUCACCCGUGGGUGUCCUGUUCAGAUCACUCCCCGUUAUAUAGUACAGUAGGCGUAUGAAAUGUUCUCGUUUCUGGUUUCUAUAGUGUCUCGGGUCACCAUAAAUUAGCACCGGUGGAUGGUUUAAGUUUUAAUUCGGAGCCUGAGACUACGAGUCUGGCUCUUUCAAGCUUACCAAUGUACAAAAGUUGUCAAAAUUUUCAGGAAAAUUUCAUAUCAAAACAGUCCAUAAAUGCAUAAUAAAGUCAAUACUCAA
Messenger RNA from Diospyros lotus (date-plum), 779 nucleotides. RefSeq lists its product as uncharacterized. The record is from RefSeq and is a predicted model, not a curated record. The coding region runs from base 44 to 517 and encodes 157 amino acids. The transcript has a single exon. NCBI's taxonomy places the organism in Eukaryota, Viridiplantae, Streptophyta, Magnoliopsida, Ericales, Ebenaceae.